UAGACAGAAAUUAAGGCCUAGGCUGCACCCUGCUGGCUCUAAAUUGAACGAGAUUUUCAUUGAGCUAUAGUUCUGCAGUUGACAGGCAGAAGCUCUGGCAAAAGGUUUUUCUAUUCUUGCAGAAAUGGUCAGAAAUAUGCUGAAUACAAAAUAAAUAGAUAUUUCAGUGGCAAUAUUCGCAAGAUUGUGAUAAAAAAUUUCAAUUAUUUCUCAACAAGCGUUUCACGAUGGGGGACAAAGAUAUCACACAUAAGAAGUCGAAAAGAAGUCACAGAAAGCAUAGCGACUCAGAUUCAGAUGGCGAAUAUGUUCCUUAUGUUCCGAUAAAGGAGCGAAAGAAACAGCAGUUGGCAAAGCUUGGUAGAUUAGGUCAGUUAAAGGACGAAGGAUCUGGAGUAUUUGGAACCAAGAGUAGCAGUGAGAACGAAAAAGAUGAUGGAGAUGAUGAUGACGGACAAGUAUGGGGCCGCAAAUUUAACAUAUCUCUGCUGGACCAGCAUACAGAACUCAAAAAACUGGCUGAAGCUAAAAAAGAGAGUGCGAUGGAACGGCAGCUCAAGGAGGAGGAAAAGAUACUGGAAAGUGUUGCGGAAAACAAGGCUUUAAUGGGAGUUGCCGAAUUAGCAAAAGGAAUCCAAUAUGAUGAUCCCAUAAAGACUAGCUGGCGGCUGCCGAGGACUAUUCUAACAUUUGACGAAGCACGGCAUGAAAGAGUCAGGAGAAAGCUAAGAAUUCUUGUAGAGGGUGAAGAUGUUCCCCCACCUCUCAAAAGUUUUAAGGAAAUGAAAUUUCACAGAGGCAUUUUAAAUGGUUUGGAAUCUAAAGGGAUCAUUAAGCCGACACCUAUUCAGGUCCAAGGGAUUCCUACAGUAUUAUCCGGCCGAGAUAUGAUUGGUAUAGCUUUUACGGGAAGCGGUAAAACUCUGGUUUUCGUUUUACCUCUGAUCAUGUUUUGCUUGGAGCAAGAAACAGCAAUGCCUUUCAUGCGCAAUGAGGGGCCGUAUGGACUAAUCAUUUGCCCAUCAAGAGAACUUGCCAAACAAACGUACGACAUUAUCCAACAUUAUACCAACGCUUUACGCCAUUCUAAUUGUCCAGAAAUUCGUAGCUGCCUUGCUAUUGGUGGCGUUCCUGUCUCUGAAUCACUCGAAGUCAUAAACAGAGGUGUUCACAUAAUGGUAGCCACACCAGGAAGGCUAAUGGAUAUGCUGGACAAAAAAAUGGUGAAGCUAAGUGUUUGUAGAUACCUUUGUAUGGACGAAGCAGAUCGAAUGAUAGACAUGGGUUUCGAGGAAGACGUCCGAACGAUAUUUUCUUUCUUCAGGGGUCAAAGACAGACGCUACUAUUUUCUGCUACGAUGCCGAAAAAAAUCCAAAAUUUUGCUCGCUCAGCUCUGGUAAAGCCGGUAACGAUAAAUGUGGGUAGAGCUGGAGCAGCAUCUAUGAAUGUCAUUCAAGAAGUAGAGUACGUCAAACAGGAAGCAAAGAUUGUUUAUCUCCUCGAAUGUCUUCAGAAAACCACGCCGCCCGUUUUAAUAUUUGCCGAAAAGAAACAGGAUGUCGAUGCCAUUCAUGAAUAUCUUUUAUUGAAAGGUGUUGAGGCUGUUGCUAUUCACGGAGGAAAAGAUCAAGAGGAACGAUCUAGAUCAGUAGAAGCGUUCCGAGCAGGUCAGAAGGACGUUUUGGUUGCGACUGAUGUAGCGUCUAAGGGUCUUGACUUUGCCGAUGUCCAGCAUGUAAUAAAUUACGACAUGCCAGAUGACGUUGAAAACUACGUCCAUCGUAUCGGAAGAACCGGUCGAUCGGGGCGUACAGGUAUAGCGACAACUUUUAUAAACAAGGCAAACGACGAAUCUGUUUUGCUGGAUUUGAAACACUUAUUGAUGGAAGCAAAACAGAAGGUACCGCCAUUCUUGUUAGAGCUUUGCUCAGAGAACGAAAAAUACUUGGAACUUGGAGACGAACGUGGUUGCAGUUACUGCGGUGGAUUGGGUCAUAGAAUCACAGAAUGUCCCAAACUCGAAGCCAUACAGAAUAAACAGGCCUCUAAUAUCGGUCGUCGUGAUUAUCUCGCCAGCAAUGCUGCGGACUAUUGAUUCGUGUUGGUAAUGAUAAAAUUUGUACAUGUAAUUGAAUAAAGCUUGUGUAAAUAAAAGAAUUUUUGAUACGCAAAA
This is a messenger RNA of Athalia rosae (coleseed sawfly), 2174 nucleotides long. It is a transcript of the gene abs, whose product is annotated as ATP-dependent RNA helicase abstrakt. Gene Ontology annotation, cellular component: spliceosomal complex. Gene Ontology annotation, molecular function: ATP binding; RNA helicase activity; zinc ion binding. NCBI's taxonomy places the organism in Eukaryota, Metazoa, Arthropoda, Insecta, Hymenoptera, Athaliidae. Gene Ontology annotation, biological process: mRNA splicing, via spliceosome. The transcript has 10 exons. Bases 228 to 2096 code for a protein of 622 amino acids. The record is from RefSeq and is a predicted model, not a curated record.